AUGAUCUUCAACACUGCCCUCCUCGCAAUCGGCCUGGCGCCAUUGCUGGCAUCCGCCCAACUGUCCGGCACCGUGGGCCCAACAACCUCCUACGCAACCAAGGCAAGCAACAAGAUCUGCAACGUCCUCGACUACGGUGGCGUCGCCGACAAAAAGACCGAUAUCGGUCCCGCGAUUAGCUCGGCCUGGAGCGCGUGCAAGAGCGGCGGUGUGGUCUACAUUCCGUCCGGCAACUAUGCCCUCGGAUCAUGGGUUACCCUGACCGGUGGUAAGAGCACUGCCAUUCGCAUGGAUGGAACCAUCUACCGAACUGGCACUGCUGGAGGCAACAUGAUUUUCAUCGAGCACACCUCGGACUUUGAGCUGUUCAGCUCGACUUCCAAGGGUGCCGUGCAGGGCUUGGGGUAUGAGUUCCAUAAGGAGGGAUCUUUGAGCGGGCCUCGGAUUCUUCGUUUGUAUGAGGUGACGGACUUUUCGGUCCAUGACCUUGCUCUAGUUGAUUCUCCAUCCUUCCACUUCUCUAUGGAUACCUGUGAGAACGGUGAAGUGUACAACAUGGCUAUUCGUGGUGGUAACUCUGGUGGUCUGGACGGUAUUGACGUGUGGUCUACUAACAUCUGGGUUCACGAUGUCGAGGUCACCAACAAAGACGAAUGCGUUACUGUCAAGAGUCCUGCUAAGAACAUCCUCGUCGAGAACAUCUACUGCAACUGGAGCGGUGGCUGCGCCAUGGGCUCCCUGUCAACCGACGUUGACAUCUCCGACGUCCUUUACCGCAACGUCUACACCUGGUCCUCCAACCAGAUGUACAUGAUCAAGAGCAACGGCGGCAGCGGCACCGUUUCCAACCUAGUCCUGGAGAACUUCAUCGGCCACGGCAACGCCUACUCUCUCGACAUCGACCAGCAAUGGAGCAGCAUGUCCACCGUCUCCGGCGACGGCGUGCAACUCAACAACAUCACCAUCAAAAACUGGAAGGGCACCGAAGCCAACGGCGCCCAGCGCGGCCCGAUCAAGGUCAACUGCGCCGCCGACGCCCCCUGCACGGACGUCACGAUCGAGGACUUUGCCAUGUGGACCGAGUCCGGCAGCUACCAGAAGGAAAUCUGCAACAACGCGUACGGCUCGGGUGCGUGCCUGAAGUCUGGCAGCGGCGGCUCGUACAGUACUACUGUCACUGUGAAGACUGCGCCGACUGGGUACUCUGCCGCUACGAUGGCGGCCGAUCUGAAGACUGCUUUUGGUACCGUUUCUUCUAUUCCCAUUCCGACGAUUCCUACCUCGUUCUACCCCGGUGCUACUCCUAUCAGUGCUUUGGCUGGUGCGCAGGCGACUUCUUCUUGA
Molecule: messenger RNA, 1344 nt
Organism: Penicillium cataractarum
Lineage: Eukaryota; Fungi; Ascomycota; Eurotiomycetes; Eurotiales; Aspergillaceae
Gene: rhgB
Product: putative extracellular rhamnogalacturonase
Exons: 4
Coding region: 1-1344 (447 amino acids)
Biological process (GO): carbohydrate metabolic process
Molecular function (GO): polygalacturonase activity
Source: RefSeq, a predicted model, not a curated record